Messenger RNA from Diutina rugosa, 1020 nucleotides. RefSeq names its product Nem1-Spo7 phosphatase regulatory subunit (gene SPO7). Gene Ontology annotation, molecular function: phosphoprotein phosphatase activity; protein phosphatase regulator activity. Gene Ontology annotation, cellular component: Nem1-Spo7 phosphatase complex. NCBI's taxonomy places the organism in Eukaryota, Fungi, Ascomycota, Pichiomycetes, Serinales, Debaryomycetaceae. Gene Ontology annotation, biological process: nuclear envelope organization. The record is from RefSeq and is a predicted model, not a curated record. The coding region runs from base 1 to 1020 and encodes 339 amino acids. The transcript has a single exon.
AUGGACUCCGCUCCCUCUCUUCUGCCAGUGUCGUCCGACGGCUACGACUCGCUGGCUCCAGCCACCCCGAAACCAGCAUUGCUCAGUCCCAUCACCACGCUGCUGACGGAUACAACCCCGUUAAGCGAUGACUUCGCCCUCUACGACCUGGAUCAGGCGUCCCAUCUCAGUCUUAGCGACGCCCGCCAGGCCAGCCCCACCCGCAAACGAGUGAAGAAAAAGGAAGGCAGCCCCACUCUGAAGAAGAAGCUGUCUCGACGCAAACUGCAGGCGCUGCAGCCAGGGCUGGGGUACUCGCUGGUGCCGGCGGCGGGCAAAAUCUUCCGCAAUCUCCUCAUCCUCGAAGAACUGUUGCGGGGACAAGUGGUAGAACAACGGGCGUUACGGAGGAAAUACCUCACGUUUCUUGCCGUGUUGUGCCUGCUUAUCGCCGGGAUCUCACACCAUUUAUACUUUAUCGACCCCGAAAUGUCGUCUAAGGGUACCAUGCGUGUCAUUCUCCAAUUCAUCCUUAUUGCGUUGAUGGUGACGUUGCUCUUAUACCACUUACUGGGGGAAUACCAGAAGACGAUUGUGCUUCCACGAAAGUUCUUGUCAAGCACUAAUAAAGGGUUGCGACAACUUAACGUCAGGCUUAUGAAAAUCAAAACCUCAUGGCUGGACGAAGUGCCCGACUUGUUGCGCGAGGUACUGUUGGUGUUCAUCACCUACUGCCUCAACACGUUGCACUUUGUCUCCCCCAAAAGCAAAAACAAUCGGCAUCUGAAGCUUGAAGUGUUUUUAGUGACAUGCCAACUGCAAUGCCAGCCCCGCAUCGGCGUCACCGACGUCAAGUUGGUCCUCAAUGCGCGGGUGUUCAACACUGAUAUUCGCGAGGGAUGGGAAGUCUAUCGCAAUGAGUUCUGGAUCAAGGAAGGCAUACGCCGGCGUCUGCGCUUACUUGAAUUCACUAAGGAAAAACUGGAACGGUCUCGUCGCGACCGAACGCUCCCCGUCCCCGUGGCCCCUACCGAAACCUAG